UAAAGAUUCAGUUUAAUGUAUAUAUUUUUUCAGUUGAACAAAACAAUCAUAGUUUUAUGCUACCUCUAUCAAUAUCUCACUUUUACAGUUCGUGGCUCGGAUGGGAUAUGGAUGGUCAAUGGACCGCCAGAUACUGGCUCGGCCUCACAGUUUCCAGGGGAGAAGUCCCAUUGUCGGUGUAUGGCCUACAAUGACGAUGGUUCUCGCCUUGGCUGGUGUACUGAAAAUCAGGUCAUCGUUAUCAACACAAACACUUUCAAAAAGGUUUUUCAACUUGACAUCAACAAAGUUGUUUGUAUGAAGUUUUCUCCUAAGGGCUCGGUCCUGGUGAUGUGGCAGAAUUACUCAGUCAACCCAGAAACCAAGCAGGGAAACCCCAACCUUCACCUCUAUGAUACCUCCACAGGCCUUCUCCUCCGCAGUUUUAUACAAAAGAAACAGAAAAACUGGGAUCCCAAUUGGACCAAGGAUGAAGGCAUUUGCUGUAGAAAUGUUAACAAUGAACUCCAAUUUUUUGAAAACAACAAAUUCGAUGAGAUUAAAGUUAAAUUGAUGAUGCAGAAGAUCUCUGAGUACAGCCUGGCUUCCUGUGGGCCUCCGUAUGUGGUAGCUGGCUAUGUACCCGGAGUCAAAGGUCAGCCGUCCUUUGUAAGAGUGUACCAGUACCCAAACUUCGGGGGCCAGCAGGCUGCUUUGGCCAGUAAAAGUUUCUUUAAAUCUGACACGGUGACAAUGAACUGGAACAGCAUGGGGUCUGCCCUCCUAGUCCUGUCCUCCACAGAGACCUCGGAGCAAAAUUACUACGGUGAUCAGGGCCUCCAUUUUAUAUCAACACGCGGGGAGGCCUGUCUCGUACCUAGAUCUAAGAACGGCCCGGUUUACCAUGUGGAGUGGAGUCCUAAGGGUACCGAAUUCUGUGUUGUGUAUGGAUUCAUGCCAGCAAAGGCCACCUUAUACAACCUCAAAUCGGAACCUUUGUUUGACUUUGGAACUGGCCCCCGUAACGUGGCUUAUUUCAACCCUCAGGGAUCCAUUCUUUGUCUCGCUGGAUUUGGAAAUCUCCGUGGAAACCUAGAAUUCUGGGACACCAAGCAACGGAAACUCAUUUGUCAGGCUCAAGCUCCGGACACGACAAUUUUUCAGUUUCAUCCAGAUGGGGAACACUUUCUCACAGCGACUACGGCACCACGGUUGCGUGUCGGUAAUGGGUACCGAAUAUGGCACUUCACAGGUUCACUGCUGCAGCAGGUCAACGUUGACGGAGAUAAGGAACUGUGGGAGGCGCAGUGGCAGUCUGUCCCUGAGGGAACUUUUCCAGAACGUCUCCUAAACUACAAAGCUGCUCAGGCUAUGGCUGCAGAAGUAGCUCCGUUACCUGGAGUAAAAGCGGGUGUUUACCGUCCACCACAAGCUAGAGGUACAGAGCCGUCAUUCAAGCUGCAUGACUAUGAGGCACCGUCGGACCCAAACAGAAAACAACCAACAGAUUCUGGUGAAAGCAAAUCUGCAAGUAAAAAUAAGAAGAAGAGGGAUGCACGCAAAGCUAAGAUGGCUCGGGAAAAUGUGAGUGAAGCCGCAAGUCCAGCCCCGUCAGCAGUAUCUGGACCAGGGCCAGUCAUGGGAGCUCUUGCCUCACAGGCGCCCUCUACUGGUGACCCAGACAAGGAUAAGAAGGCCCGUAAUCUCAGGAAGAAACUACAAGCGAUACAGAAACUGAAAGAACAGAAGGCUGCAGGAAAACAGCUGGAGAUAAACCAGAUUGAGAAGUUGAAAACAGAGGCCUCACUUAUAGAAGAGCUAUCAGCACUUGGCUUGGAUGAUGACUGGAGUUGAUGAUAUAAUUUUGUCUUGUUUGAGUAAUAAAAAUUCAGCUACCACCUGGAUUGAAUGCCUUUGUUGAUGUUCAUUAAGCCAAGCCAGUGUUCAACUCUACCUGUGAUACAUGUGAAUAAAAAGUUCAAUAUUUA
Messenger RNA from Pecten maximus, 1967 nucleotides. Its product is annotated as eukaryotic translation initiation factor 2A-like. The transcript is spliced from 16 exons. Gene Ontology annotation, cellular component: cytosolic small ribosomal subunit. The record is from RefSeq and is a predicted model, not a curated record. NCBI's taxonomy places the organism in Eukaryota, Metazoa, Mollusca, Bivalvia, Pectinida, Pectinidae. Gene Ontology annotation, molecular function: ribosome binding; translation initiation factor activity; tRNA binding. The coding region runs from base 16 to 1833 and encodes 605 amino acids. Gene Ontology annotation, biological process: translational initiation.